GGUUCUGGGCUGGGCCGGGCGCCCGUAGAGGGAGGCUGAGGCCGCUGCGGAGAAGCAGGAGACAUGGCGGGGCCCGAGAAAGAGCAGCGCUGGAUCCCACGAAUCUUCAAGAAGAAAACGUGCACGACGUUUGUGGCGGACCUCAGCGAGCCGGGGGGCAGUCGGUGCCAGUGCGGUCGGCCCCGGGGGUCGCACCCGGCGGUGGCUGUGGAAGACGCCUUCGGGGCUGCUGUGGUCACGGUGUGGGACGCGGCCAUCCACACCACGGAGAAGCCCACGGACGCCUACGGAGACCUGGACUUCCACGGCGCGGGCCGCGGCUUCAGCAAGUUCCUCAGGCUGUCUGACCGCACAGACCCAGCAGCAGCCUAUGCCCUGGUCACCCGCACCUGGGGCUUCCCGGCCCCCAACCUCGUGGUGUCUGUGCUGGGGGGCUCCGCGGGGUCCGUGCUGCAGCCCUGGCUCAGGGACCUGCUUCGCAGAGGGCUGGUGAGGGCUGCCCACAGCACCGGGGCCUGGAUUGUGACCAGUGGGCUCCACACUGGCAUCGGUCGCCAUGUGGGGGAGGCCGUGCGGGACCACAACAUGGCGGGCACCGGCUCCACCAAGGUUGUGGCCAUGGGUGUGGCUCCCUGGGGUGUCGUCAGGAGCCGGGAGGCCCUAGUCAGCCCCAAGGGCCUCUUCCCUGCUCUCUACCCUUGGCGUGGAAGCCUUAAAGACGGAGACCAGUGCCCGCUGGACUACAACUACUCUGCCUUCUUUCUGGUGGACGAUGGGACUCACGGGCGCUUUGGGGGCGAGACGCUUUUCCAGGCCCGGCUGGAGUCCUACAUCUCCCAGCAAAAGACUGGGGUUGGAGGGACAGGAAUCGACAUCCCCGUCCUCCUUCUCCUUAUCGAUGGAAAUGAAAAGAUGUUGCAGAGGGUAGAAGAUGCCACCCAGGCUCAGCUGCCCUGCCUGCUGGUGGCAGGUUCUGGGGGUGCCGCCGACUGUCUUGCUGAGACGUUGGAGGAAGCCCUGGCAGUGAGGGGCUCCUCCUCCUCCUUUGGCAGUGAUCGGAUCCGGCGCUUCUUUCCCAAGGGUGACCUUGAGGCCCUCGGGGCUCAGAUAGAGAGGAUCAUGAGUCGGCGGGAGAUGCUGACUGUGUAUUCAGCCGAGGACGGUCCGGAGGAGUUUGAGACGGUGGUGCUGAGGGCUCUGGUGAAGGCCUGCGGCACCUCAGAGGCAUCUGCGUACAUGGAUGAGUUACGGCUGGCCGUGGCCUGGAACCGUGUGGACAUUGCACAGAGCGAGAUAUUCCGAGGGGACAUCCAGUGGCGGUCUUCACACCUCGAGGUCUCCCUUAUGGAUGCUCUUGUAAAUGACCAGCCAGAGUUUGUGCGCCUCCUCAUCUCCCGGGGGCUCAGUCUUGGGCAUUUUCUGAAUCCAGCCCGGCUUGCCCAGCUCUAUACAACUGCUCUCUCAGGCUCGAUGGUCCGACACCUUCUGGACCGUGUAGCCCCAGGACCUGGGGCUGUUGGAGGCCACAAGGAGACCUCUGCUCCUGGUGUUCUCCCAGCCUCACCGCUCCGAGAAGUGCGACUGCAGGAUGUGGGGCGGCUUCUUCGUGAGCUGCUUGGGGUCUCCUGUGCCCCUAAGUACCAAGCACGGACUCCUGUGGACAAAUUGGAGCCGGAGGCUGACGGGGACCAUCGAGAGAGUAUGUGCCUCCUGAUGGAUCCUACAUCAGAUGCCACCUUCGGGCAGGCUCCCUGGAUUGAUUUGCUGAUUUGGGCACUGCUUUUGAAUCGGGCUCAGAUGGCUGUGUACUUCUGGGAGAUGGGUAGUAACUCAGUGGCUUCUGCCCUGGGUUCCUGCUUCCUGCUUCGAGUCUUGGCCCGUUUGGAAACUGAGGCUGAUGAGGCUGCCAAGCGAAAGGAGCUGGCAGUGAGAUUUGAAGGGCUUGCCAUGGGUCUGUUUUCAGAGUGUCACCAAAGUAGUGAGUCCCGAGCCACCCGCCUGCUCCUGCGCAGGUCCCAACUUUGGGGGGGUGCUACCUGCCUCCAUUUGGCAACACAAGCUGAUGCCAGGGCCUUCUUCGCACAGGAUGGGGUGCAGUCCCUGCUGACGGAGAAGUGGUGGGGAGACAUGGAUAGCAGCACCCCCAUUUGGGCCCUGGUCCUCACCUUCUUCUGCCCCCCGCUCAUCUACACCAGCCUCAUCACUUUUCGACCCCUGGAUGAGGAGGCGCUGAGAAAGGAGCAGUGGGAGCCGGAUGUGGACGGAGUCAAUGGCGACAGCUCCGGGCUGAUGAACAAGCUGAGCCCGAGGACGCAGACCCGGGAUGGCGGCGGCUGGGACAGAGGGCGGCAGAACCGAUGCCUGCGGCGCUGGUGCCAGUUCUGGGGGGCGCCCGUGACGGUCUUCCUGGGCAACGUGGUCAGCUACCUGCUGUUCCUCCUGCUCUUUGCCCACGUGCUGCUGCUGGACAUCCAGCCCGCGCCGCCCACCGCCAUCGAGUUCCUGCUCUACGUGUGGGUCUUCACCUUGCUGUGCGAGGAGCUGAGGCAGGGUCUGUCGGGGGGCUGGGGGAGCCUCGGGGCCGGAGCCCCCCACGGGCCCGGGAAGACGCCGCUCCGCAGGCGGCUGCGCUACUACUUGGCCGACACCUGGAACCAGUGUGACCUGGUGGCCCUCGGCUUCUUCCUGCUGGGCAUCAGCUGCCGGCUCACGCCGGGGCUGUACCAGCCGGGCCGGGCUGUGCUCUGUCUGGACUUCAUGGUCUUUACCCUCCGCCUGCUCCACAUCUUCACGGUCAACAAGCAGCUCGGACCCAAGAUCGUGAUCGUGAACAAGAUGAUGAAGGACGUCUUCUUCUUCCUCUUCUUCCUGGGCGUGUGGCUCGUGGCCUACGGCGUGGCCACCGAGGGGCUGCUGCGGCCCCAGGACCGGGACCUGCCGGCCAUCCUGAGGCGCGUCUUCUACCGGCCCUACCUGCAGAUCUUCGGACAGGUGCCGCAGGGAGACAUGGACGUGACCCUGAUGCAGCUGGAGAACUGCUCGUCGGAGCUGGGCACGUGGGCUCAGCCGCCCGGGAUGCCCGCCGGCUCCUGCGUCUCCGUCUACGCCAACUGGCUGGUGCUGCUGCUGCUCGUCGUCUUCCUGCUCGUGGCCAAUGUGCUGCUGCUCAACCUGCUCAUCGCCAUGUUCAGCCACACCUUCGGCAAGGUCCAGGGGAACAGCGACCUGUACUGGAAGUCUCAGCGCUACGGCCUCAUCCGCGAGUUCCACAGCCGCCCGCCGCUGCCGCCGCCCCUCAUCGUGGUCUCCCACCUCCUGCUCCUCGUGGACCGCCUGGGGCGCAACAGGCGGUGCCGGGGGCGGAGGGCCGCCCCCUCGGAGGACUUCCGAUUUCAGCUGUCCCACAAGGCGGAGCGGGCGCUGCUGACGUGGGAGUCGGUGCAGAAGGAGAACUUCCUCCUCGGCCAGGCCCGCGACAAGAGGGAGAGCGAUUCGGAGAGGCUCCGGAGGACGUCCCAGAAGGUCGACACGGCCCUGAAGCAGCUGAGUCAGAUCCGGACUUACGAGCAUCGCCUGGUGGGGCUGGAGCAGGAGGUCCGCCGCUGCAACCAGCUGCUGGGCCAGGUGGUGGAGGCCCUGAGCCGCUCGGAGCUGAUCCCGCCCGAGAAGCCGCCCCGCUCUCCCCCGACAGAAUGAGCCCGUAGGGUGCCACACCGAGAGACUCCCCUCCCCUGGAAACACAGGAAGUGGGGCCCCCUCUCCGCCCCCCCCCCCAGCACCGCCAUCAGGCGCCUCCUCCGGGCCUCCAGUCCUGAGGGACCCUUCCGGGCCUGGGGGCUCCACGAGGGACCUUUCGCUGUCCCUGGGCAGGCGGCCAUCACACGUCCCCCCACCUCAUUCCCAGGGUCCAAUUUCAAAGGAUCCCUGCCCAGGCCAAGGGUCAGCUCUGAGGAGGAGAGCCAGGACUCAGGCCACCCACUGGCUGUAGGGAUCACCUCAGGGAACCAGGCCUGGGCCAGGGCCCAGGAUUCUGCCUCCCAGCGCCUCAAGUCUGUACAGACUGUAAAUAAAGACCAAUUUGUAAGA
Messenger RNA from Gracilinanus agilis (Agile Gracile Mouse Opossum), 4086 nucleotides. It is a transcript of the gene TRPM4, whose product is annotated as transient receptor potential cation channel subfamily M member 4. The record is from RefSeq and is a predicted model, not a curated record. The transcript has 25 exons. Gene Ontology annotation, biological process: calcium ion transmembrane transport. Gene Ontology annotation, cellular component: membrane. Lineage: Eukaryota; Metazoa; Chordata; Mammalia; Didelphimorphia; Didelphidae. Bases 64 to 3696 code for a protein of 1210 amino acids. Gene Ontology annotation, molecular function: ligand-gated calcium channel activity; calcium-activated cation channel activity.